UCUAAAAAUAUAAGCUAUUCUGUUGCAAUAACUCAUUGUCCUCCAAAAAUACAUGCGUACCUUACCUUAACUUAUCUCACGUCAUCACAUCAAAUUAUUUGACUCAAACGACAAAGACGCGUUAAAUUAAAUACUCCAAAACCAUAUAUUAUCUCAUUUUAUAUACACAAUAAAUACUAAUACCCGCCAUAUUUACUCUAACUCUUUUGUUUUUCUUUCUGUAACUCUUUCUUACUCUCUCUCUCUCUCUCUCUGUCAAAUGCAAAUGAAAAUCCAAAUGCAAAUGCAAAUGUGAUUACGAAUCGAUGUUCGUUCACAAUGCGUGAUUUAGGGUUUCAUGAACAACGUAGAUCCUGGAGGCGUGCCGGUUCAACACGACGUAAUGCCACCACCACUGCCACCGCCACCGCCGCCGGUGAUACAAGUCCUGACUCCGUCAUCUUCACUCUCGAAUCUAACGUCAGUCUUUUCUCCUCUGCCUCCGCCAGCGUCGAUCGCUGUUCCUUCGCUUCCGAUGCUCAUGACCAUGACUCUUUGAACUCCGAAAUCUCACUGGUAAAUCACUCACUGCAUUGCAUUGAAUCGAAUCGAAUCGCUCAGCAUUUGGCUGGGAACGGUGAUUUUGCUCCGAGUGAAAGCUGGAGCGGUCCAGAUCCGGAUCCGAGUCCGAAUCUGAAUCCAAGUAGACAGCACCAUGCAGUUGCAGAUACAGUACAGAAAAAGAAACUUCACGGAGAAAAAACAAAAGUUCAAAAGGAAGACAGUGACGUUGACACUGAAGACGGUAAUCAACUAUCGGAAUUUGAUUCUGCGAGAAACUCUUUCUCUCUAGCUCUCAAAGAAUGUCAAGAUCGUAGAUCGAGAUGUGAAGCUUUAUUUAAGAAGCAAGAUAGGCGAAGACCUGCUUCUUUAGAUCUGAAUAAUGCCAAUGCUAUUGGAACUGUUUCUUCUCCUCGUUUGGGAAUUGGAGCUAUGAAGAAGAGUACGCUUCCGUCUCGGAAAUCCGGCACCGGAACUGGCACUGGCACUUUUCCGAGUCCUGGAACUCCAAACUAUCGUCACUGUCAGGGUGGUGUUGCAAUGCAGAAGGGUUGGAGUUCUGAGAGAGUUCCUUCGAGUGGGGCCCGCAAGCAAGUUGGUAAUGGUGCGGCUGCAUUGUGUUUAAGCAAUGGGAGAACGUUGCCAUCUAAGUGGGAAGAUGCUGAGAGGUGGAUUUUGAGUCCUGUUUCGGGUGAUGCAGCUGGAAGGGCUUUGGUUCCACAGCCACUGAGGAGGCCAAAGUCGAAGAGUGGUCCUCUUGGCCCACCUGGUGUUGCAUAUUAUUCGUUGUAUUCACCUGCAGGUCCUUAUUUUGAUGGAGGAAGUUUUAUGUCAGCUUCACCUUUUUCUGCUGCCGUUAAUGCUUCAGCUGAUGGGUUUACAAAUAGUUCCGGAGGCAAUGGUGGAGUGCUUCCUGCACGAACAGAUCCUUGUAUGGCUCGCUCAGUUAGUGUACACGGCUGCUCUCAGAUGCAGGGCCAGUCGUCAAUUCCUGCCCGAGAAGAAAAGUUUGAUAGUUUCAAGGAUGCUGGCACCAAUGUAUCUCCUGCUGUUUCAAGGAGGGACAUGGCUACCCAGAUGAGCCCAGAGGGAAGUUCAUGCUCCUCUCCCAAUAGGAGGACUUCUUUCUCUGCUGCCACUCCCCCUGCCCUGCCUGUCACCGAGUUGCAGAAUGCCUCUCUCUCUAAAAUGGAUAUCAGGGAUGUGCAGGUAGAUGAACGUGUAACCAUGACAAGGUGGUCCAAGAAACACAGGGCCUUAUUCAUUGGUAGAGGUUCAGAGAGUGUUGACAGCUGGAAAAAGAAAGAAACAAGCACUCGAUCUGCAUCUUGGGAAAUUUCUGAAAGCUCAAAGACUAUUUCAAAGGCUAAAAGGGAGGAAGCAAAAAUCACUGCAUGGGAGAACUUGCAAAAGGCGAAAGCUGAGGCAGCAAUACGGAAACUUGAGAUGAAGUUAGAAAAGAAGCGAGCAUCUUCCAUGGACAAGAUUAUGAACAAACUGAGAUUCGCUCAGAAAAAGGCUCAGGAAAUGAGGGGUUCAGUUCUAGACAACCAGGCUCAUCAAGUUGCCAGAACUUCUCACAAGGUUAUGUCAUUUCGGAGAGCCAGCCAGAUGGGUUCUUUGAGCGGUUGUUUCACUUGUCACGCCUUUUAAGCUUCUCCAGCAUUAUUUUCUGUUCAAGUGAAACUGGAUUUGCACUAUUUACACCCUUGACUAUUUUUAUACAUUUGGAUUCAAGACUGUUACAUGCCUCACCAGGUUCCAGAAAUCAGAAGGAUUUAAAUCUGGACAUGCUACAAUUAAAGAUGGAUAGAGAGCGGCUUACUAUGUUGGCAUUAAAUUGGUGUCACUGUAGUUUUGCAAUGCAUGAGGUACGAGCACUUUAGCCGGUAGAAUCUAAACGCCUUGUAGCCUUGCCCUUCAGAGUUCGUAUUCAAUGAUAAAUAAUAUAUGUAUGUACCUAGGCCAAACUUUAGAAAUAAGCCUCUUUUUGUAUUUUUUUCCAUGUCUGGUUACUUGACAGUUUCCUGUUCAAUUGUAAUCUAUUAACAUGAAUGUUACCUAUAGUAGAAAGAAUGAUGAAUUAAUUACAACCUAUGCGAUUUAGCCUUUACUUAUUUAAA
Messenger RNA from Lathyrus oleraceus (garden pea), 2663 nucleotides. RefSeq lists its product as uncharacterized. The record is from RefSeq and is a predicted model, not a curated record. The coding region runs from base 319 to 2193 and encodes 624 amino acids. The transcript is spliced from 8 exons. NCBI's taxonomy places the organism in Eukaryota, Viridiplantae, Streptophyta, Magnoliopsida, Fabales, Fabaceae.